Molecule: messenger RNA, 564 nt
Organism: Trichomonas vaginalis G3
Lineage: Eukaryota; Parabasalia; Trichomonadida; Trichomonadidae
Exons: 1
Coding region: 1-564 (187 amino acids)
Source: RefSeq, a predicted model, not a curated record
AUGUACCACUCAUGUACAUGCAUGUGUGGUAAUAUUUCAUGCCAUGGUUGUGUGCUUCGUGGAUUAGAGCUCUCUCAGCUUGUUGAUGAUUCAGAGCCUGUACGUGGUUCUAGGGCAUGUAAUUUUUUGAAAAUCCAUGAUGCAUCUAUUAAGAUCAAGAAUGAACUGAGCAUUGAGAUCACAAAGCUCAAAAGCGAUAUCUUGGAAUUAAAAUGCCGAGAUUGCAAAGAAUGCAUGUCAGUCAAAUGCCUUCAUAACUCUUUCUAUGCUUUCAUGAACAUCCAAGGAUCCAACCAUAUAAGGAGAACAUCCAGUCCAAACAAUGGCUCACCAAUGUUAGUUAUUGAAAAAACAAAGUUCAAAAACUGCUUCUAUGUUCCAUCCUUUGAGGAGGACAAUGUCUACGAGGCAGACGAGAGUGCAGAUGAGGUAGAAAAUGAACAAGAGAUCGACCAAUUUGAAGAUGGCGACUUUGAAUUAAUGUUUUCGGCAGAGACAACACCUUUUGUUGGCUCAUUCACCGAGAACUUCUUUAUCAAUGGAUCAAAUCCAUUACUAGUAUAG